UAAAAACAUAUGAAUGAAAUCCAUAUAGUUUUUGAAAAAAAUAAAAAGGACCGUUACUUUAUUGACAGACCUCGUAUAUAAUAUGUCUGAAAGUCGGUUUGCUUUUAUUAAAUUUCACGCAGAUUAAACUUAACAGAUACAGAUUAUUUGUUAGAAUUGUUUUAGCAAGUUUUCAGGGUAUCAUGCAGCAGUCUCUUAUUAACGUGAUGAAAAGCAUAACAAAUUACAUUUUUGUUGUAUAACAUUCAUUUACAACUGUCAUCAUGUGGAUUCUCUAUGUUGUUUGACUGCAGCGACUCUCUGGUGCGCAAGGGAUUAUGGGAUACGUCAAUAGGGCGAAUUAAUAAAGUUUAAGCUGAAAUUGUGUGAUGAUUUCUUUAUUUUUUAACUGCACCCCCUCAAAUUAUUGCUCAGAAACUCUCAGCAAGUAAUAAAAAUCAUUUUAUUUCCGUAGUGCUGAUAGGAAAUGUUUUCCUCAGUUAUCCUAUAUGACAAGAGUACAGGUAGGUGUUCUCUCUCUGUCUCUCUGUCUCUUUCUCUCUCUGUCUCUCUCUCUCUCUCUGUCCGUCUCUAUUUCAGUGGAACCUUUCAGAUGUAGGUGUGUUGUUUUCCUACUAUGUGGCAUUUGAUUUGUUUGCUAAGUUUUUAUUUCUUUGUUUGCAAAGUGACAGGAUGACCGCCAUUAUUUCCUGCAGUAACGAGUUCAACAAGAAUAACCAAUGAUGAUGACAAACUCCAAUAAACCAUUGUAUUUGGCAAAGACAGCUGCUUUUGGGCUUAUCUGCUGUAUUCUUUGUUUUUUUUUUUACUUUGAGCAGCAGACUCCUGACUGUAAAUCCACAUUCGUCAAAAAGGACGAUGAAGCUGAAUUCACAGAUCCACCAGAAAAGCCAACUAUUCUGAUUUGGUGGUGGCCUCUUGGUGUGAAGUUUGAUUUUAAAAUUUGUUCGACCUACUUCCACAUCGACAGCUGCAUUCUGACAGAUAACAGAUCCCUGUACCACAAAGCGGCGGGGGUCAUUUUCUAUCACAAACAUAUAGGCUGGGAUUUGAAAAACUUGCCUCAGGAUCCGCGUCCAUCUUUCCAGAAGUGGAUUUGGUAUAAUGUGGAAUCGCCAAAGAACACGGCGAGAAAGCCAGUGGAUAACAUUUUCAACUUAACUCUAAGCUACACAAGGGACGCCGACAUCACGGUGAGGAACGAACUGACAGUCAGACAAUCAGAGACAAAUGAAACCUUUGUUCUGCCUAAAAAAGACAAACUGGUGUGUUGGAUUGUGAGUAAUAAAGCUCAUUUUACUGGGACGGCUACAAGAGAAAACUACUACCAUGAACUGUCCAAACAUGUUAAUGUUACGGUCUAUGGCGCUGCUUUUGGAGGGGGGUUUUUGAGUUAUGAUCACUAUUACUUGACCAUUGCUUCCUGUAAGUUUUACCUCUCGUUUGAGAACUCGCUGCACAAAGACUACAUCACAGAGAAGAUCAACGGACCGCUAGUAGCAGGGACAGUACCUGUAGUUUUGGGGCCACCAAGAGAAAACUAUGAGCAGUUCUACCCCUCUGAUUCAUUCAUUCAUGUAAAUGAUUUCCCUGAUGCAAAGUCACUGGCAGAUUAUCUGAUCCAUUUGGACAAGAACAACGAGAUGUACAUGAGCUACUUUGAAUGGAGGAAAUACUACACAGCCACCCCUCAUCUCCUGUCAACACAAAAUGAGUUCAUUCAUCCCAUCUGCCUCGCCUGUGACCAUAUAGCACGGGACCCCACAGUCCAUGUAGUUCAGGAGCUAAAUAGGUGGUAUUUUUCAUGAUACAUUAAAAAAAAAAAAAAAAAUACAACAUGGAUUUCCAUCUUGUUUAAAUGGAUCUGUCCCCUAUUAAAACAGCAGUGGGUAGCAUAUACGUAGCUAUGGCACCUCAUAAA
Messenger RNA from Thalassophryne amazonica, 1921 nucleotides. Its product is annotated as alpha-(1,3)-fucosyltransferase 9-like. Gene Ontology annotation, molecular function: alpha-(1->3)-fucosyltransferase activity. Bases 720 to 1808 code for a protein of 362 amino acids. Gene Ontology annotation, cellular component: membrane. The record is from RefSeq and is a predicted model, not a curated record. Lineage: Eukaryota; Metazoa; Chordata; Actinopteri; Batrachoidiformes; Batrachoididae. The transcript has 2 exons.